CAGAACACGUUUGAUCUUCAGCUGAAAUGUUUGUUUGAGACUUUAAAGAAAAAACAAGCUCACACUAAAGAUGUCACAUCAAAACUGGGCAUUGAAAAGGUGUUCGAGCAAGGUGAUGCUGCUGAAUAUUUUGAGAAGAUUUUAAACAAGGUCAAUCCCGAUGUGUCUAAGAUAUUUCAAGGACAUUUGAAGCACACUGCCACCUGUUCUAUAUCUGACCGUCAUGUGAACAGUGAUGAAGUUGGUCCAUUUUGGACUGUGCCACUCUCAAUGGAAGAUAACAACUACUACAGUGUGAGAGAUGGUUUUGAGGAUUUUUUCAAGUCUUCAACUGUCAGUGGUGACAAUCAGAUGUACUGUGACUACUGCGAUGGGAAAACAGACGCAAUCCUUGCAUGUGAGAUGGAACAUCCCCCAGAGAUUCUGACUCUGCUCCUCAAGAGGUUUCAGUUUGACUACCACAGAAUGUCAUAUGUCAAAAUUGAGAGCUGUGUGGAGGUGCCUCACACGUUACAGACAAAGGACUGUGACUAUGAACUCUAUGCAGUUGUGGACCAUGUGGGAGGUCUAAGAGGUGGACAUUACACUGCUAGAAUCAAGUCCUAUCAGAAUCACAACUGGUAUGUGUUCGAUGACAGCUACGUCACACAGCUCAAUUCAAAACCAUUUGAACAAGAUGAGAGUUUUAGGUCCCAGAGUGCGUACCUGCUUAUGUACAGGAAAUGUAAGUUAACAAAUGUGAAUUGUCUUUUUUAUCUAUGUGGUAUAUUUUAUCCAUGUCAUUCAUGUGAUUCUACUUCUCCAUAAGGUCAAA
Salvelinus namaycush (lake trout) is the source of this 814-nucleotide messenger RNA. Its product is annotated as ubiquitin carboxyl-terminal hydrolase 47-like. The record is from RefSeq and is a predicted model, not a curated record. Lineage: Eukaryota; Metazoa; Chordata; Actinopteri; Salmoniformes; Salmonidae. The coding region runs from base 271 to 807 and encodes 178 amino acids. Gene Ontology annotation, molecular function: cysteine-type endopeptidase activity; cysteine-type deubiquitinase activity. Gene Ontology annotation, biological process: protein deubiquitination. Gene Ontology annotation, cellular component: cytosol; nucleus. The transcript has 8 exons.